AUGAGUAGUGCAGAAGAAUAUUCCAAAGGUCUAGCUGGUAUUUAUGUUGCUAAAUCAAGCAUCUGUACUGUUGGUGUAAAAGGUGCUGGUUUAAACUAUCGUGGAUAUGAUAUAAAAGAAUUGGCUGCAAAUUCAACAUUUGAAGAAGUUGCAUUCUUGCUUAUCUAUGGUUAUCUUCCAACUGAAGAGGAGCUCUUGGGAUACUGCAGAACCUUGAGUUCACUACGUGAUAUUCCGGGUGCUCUCAAAGAUUGUCUCGAGAGAAUCCCAGCGUCGGCACACCCGAUGGAUGUCCUGAGAACCGGUUGUUCCAUCUUGGGUACAUUGGAGCCAGAGUCACCGACCAACAACCAAUUCCAAAUCGCCAAUCGUUUGAUUGCUUCGUUUGGUUCGAUGUUGCUCUACUGGCACCACUGGGUAUCGAGCGGUAAGAGAAUCAACUGUUUGACACUCGCAGAGGACUCGACUGCCAAGCAUUUCUUGAAGUUGUUGCGUUACGACGGUCAGGAGCCAUCGGCAUUGCAUGUGCGUGCCGUUGACGUAUCACUCAUUCUCUACGCAGAGCAUGAUCUCGCUGCAUCCUCAUUUGCCGCACGUGUCACCACCUCUACACUCACUGAUUUCUACUCUUCGAUCUGCACUGCCAUCGGAACUCUGAGAGGACCACUCCACGGUGGUGCCAACGAAGCUGCCAUGCAUCUUUUAGCUCAAUACUCAUCACCCGAUGAUGCUGAAUCUGGUAUUAUGAAAAUGUUAGCAAAGAAAGAAUUGAUUAUGGGAUUUGGACAUCGUGUAUAUAGAAAUGGUGAUCCAAGAAAUCCAAUUAUUAAAGAAUGGUCAAAACGUUUGGCCAAUGAACAAGGUGGUAAUAUGAAGUUGUUCGAGAUUAGUGAACGUGUCGAACAAGUUGUCUUCCGUGAGAAGAAGAUGUUCCCAAAUCUCGAUUUCUACUCUGCCUCUGCCUACAGCCAAGUUGGAAUUCCAACACUCUUCUUCACACCGGUCUUUGUCAUCUCUAGAACCACAGGAUGGGCAUCUCACAUCAUCGAACAACGUUCGGACAACAAGUUGAUCAGACCAUCUGCAAUCUACACCGGACCAGAAUCAAGACCAUACGUACCAAUUAAAGAAAGAAAAUCCGAAAAGAAAUCAGCAUCUCUUUGA
Heterostelium album PN500 is the source of this 1164-nucleotide messenger RNA. RefSeq names its product citrate synthase. Gene Ontology annotation, cellular component: mitochondrial matrix; cytoplasm. The record is from RefSeq and is a predicted model, not a curated record. Gene Ontology annotation, biological process: carbohydrate metabolic process; tricarboxylic acid cycle. The coding region runs from base 1 to 1164 and encodes 387 amino acids. Lineage: Eukaryota; Evosea; Eumycetozoa; Acytosteliales; Acytosteliaceae. Gene Ontology annotation, molecular function: 2-methylcitrate synthase activity. The transcript has 3 exons.